GAGCUUGACAUUGGCGCAGAAUUUGAAGGGAGUCAUGUCUGAAGCGCUCUUGAGUCGCUUCGACAUCAUUUUCCUCAUGCGCACGGAAGAUGAUCCAAAUCAGGACUCUGCGGUGUCUCGGCACAUCAUCAACCAACGCAUGCACAACGCGCGCGGGGCUGAAGCACCACCGCCCGAAGAUUGGUCCAACAGUGUGGAUGCUGAAUCUUGCAGAGAGACCUUGAGGAGUCGAUUGACACAGGUAACCGGUGAUCAAGGCCUACCUGCAGAGCUCCUCCAGACCUAUCUGCGCUACGCCAAGCGCUAUGCACAGCCCAGCCUCAGCGCAGAUGCCAAGCAGAGGAUCAAGGAGUACUACCUGGAGCGCCGCGGCGCGCAAGGCGCCGUGCUGGUGACCCCCCGGCAGUUGGAGGCCCUGAUCCGCCUCAGCGAGGCCCGGGCGCGCGCGGAGCUGCGACGGAUGGUGACCAAGGCGGAUGUGGAAGACGUCUUGGAACUCAUCAAGAAUGGCCUGAAUUUUCAGGAGGAAUUCCUGCAAGUCCCUGUGAGGAAGGGCAAAUCAAAGUCGAACACCCUGGUCGACCGCUUGACGCAGUUUAUGGAUCGACGCAUGCGUGCCACCGGGAGCCGGGAAUUCCGAGAACAAGAUCUGAAAGCCAUGGCUGGAAACGUCGAGACCAAGGAUUGGGACAAGGCCAUGAAGCUCUUGAAUGAGCCGGGGACUCUUACACUUGCGGGGGCUGGCAAGUUUAUGUACAAUCCAGGGAUGAGCUGAGAGUGGGCAUGAAAGCAUCAGAUGGC
This is a messenger RNA of Cladocopium goreaui, 801 nucleotides long. Lineage: Eukaryota; Dinophyceae; Suessiales; Symbiodiniaceae. The record is from the annotation of a GenBank genome assembly.